GGCAGACACUCACCAUGGGGCGCCUGGAGCUGGUCAUCUUGGGCCUCACCUGCUGCUUGGCAGUGGUGGGUGCAGCAAAGCUGGGUGCCGUGUACACAGAGGGCGGCUUCGUGGAAGGCGUCAACAAGAAGCUCAGCCUCCUGGGUGGCGACUCCGUGGACAUCUUCAAAGGCAUCCCCUAUGCCACUGCCAAGACCUUGGAGAACCCCCAGCGUCACCCUGGCUGGCAAGGGACCCUGAAGGCCACGAACUUCAAGAAGCGAUGCCUGCAGGCCACCAUCACCCAGGACAAUAGCUACGGCGAUGAGGACUGCCUCUACCUCAACAUUUGGGUCCCCCAGGGCAAGAAGCAAGUCUCCCAGAACCUGCCCGUGAUGAUCUGGAUCUACGGAGGCGCAUUCCUCAUGGGUGCUGGCCAUGGGGCCAACUUCCUCAGCAACUACCUGUAUGACGGGCAGGAGAUAGCCACGCGUGGGAACGUCAUUGUGGUCACCUUCAACUACCGCGUCGGCCCCCUGGGCUUCCUCAGCACAGGGGACGCCAACCUCCCAGGUAACUAUGGCCUUCGGGAUCAGCACAUGGCCAUUGCCUGGGUGAAGAGGAACAUCGUGGCCUUUGGGGGAGACCCCGACAACAUCACCAUCUUUGGAGAAUCAGCGGGAGGGGCCAGCGUCUCUCUGCAGACUCUCUCCCCCUACAACAAGGGCCUCAUCCGGCGAGCCAUUAGCCAAAGUGGAGUGGCCCUCAGCCCCUGGGUCAUCCAGAACGAUCCACUCUUCUGGGCCAAGAAGGUUGCCAAAAAAGUGGGCUGCCCCUUGGACGAUACCACCAGGCUGGCCAGGUGUCUGAAGGUUACUGACCCCCGUGCCCUGACGAUGGCCUUUAAGGUGCCCCUGGCAGACCUGGAGUACCCUGUGCUUCACUAUCUGGCCUUUGUCCCGGUCAUCGAUGGAGACUUCAUCCCCGAUGACCCCGUCCACCUGUUUGCCAAUGCCGCUGACAUCGACUACUUAGCAGGCACCAACAACAUGGAUGGACACCUCUUUGCAGGUGUGGACUUGCCAGCUAUCAACAAGGGCAACCAGGACAUCACAGAGGAAGACUUCUACAGGCUGGUCAGCGGGCUCACUGUCACCAAGGGGCUCAGGGGUGCCCAGGCCACCUUCGACGUCUACACGGAGCCCUGGGCCCAGGACUCCUCCCAGGAGACCAGGAAGAAGACUGUGGUGGACCUGGAGACUGACAUUCUUUUCCUGAUGCCCACAGAGAUCGCCCUGGCACAGCACAGAGCCAAUGCCAGGAGCGCCCACACCUACUCCUACCUGUUCUCCCAUCCCUCUCGGAUGCCCGUCUACCCCAAAUGGGUGGGGGCCGACCACGCUGAUGACCUGCAGUAUAUCUUUGGAAAGCCCUUUGCCACCCCACUGGGCUACCGGCCCCAAGACAGGACUGUCUCCAAGGCCAUGAUCGCCUACUGGACCAACUUUGCCAGAAGUGGGGACCCCAACAUGGGCCACUCGGCUGUGCCCACACACUGGUACCCCUACACCCUGGAGGACGGCAACUACCUGGAGAUCACCAAGAAGAUGGACAGCAGUUCCAUGAAGCAGCACCUGAGGACCCGCUACCUGAAGUACUGGACACAGACCUACCAGGCACUGCCCACUGUGGUGGGUGAGGGGACUGCUCCAGAGUCCCCUGUCAAUGACUCCCUAUUCCCACUAGCGCCCCCGGUCAACGGCUCCCUGCCACCGCUAGGGCCCCCGGUCAACGGCUCCCUGCCACCGCUAGGGCCCCCGGUCAACGGCUCCCUGCCACCGCUAGGGCCCCCGGUCAACGGCUCCCUGCCACCGCUAGGGCCCCCGGUCAACGGCUCCCUGCCACCGCUAGGGCCCCCGGUCAACGGCUCCCUGCCACCGCUAGGGCCCCCGGUCAACGGCUCCCUGCCACCGCUAGGGCCCCCGGUCAACGGCUCCCUGCCACCGCUAGGGCCCCCGGUCAACGGCUCCCUGCCCCCCCUUGCGCCCCCGGUCAACGGCUCCCUGCCACCGCUAGGGCCCCCGGUCAACGGCUCCCUGCCACCGCUAGGGCCCCCGGUCAACGGCUCCCUGCCACCGCUAGGGCCCCCGGUCAACGGCUCCCUGCCACCGCUAGGGCCCCCGGUCAACGGCUCCCUGCCACCGCUAGGGCCCCCGGUCAACGGCUCCCUGCCACCGCUAGGGCCCCCGGUCAACGGCUCCCUGCCACCGCUAGGGCCCCCGGUCAACGGCUCCCUGCCACCGCUAGGGCCCCCGGUCAACGGCUCCCUGCCACCGCUAGCGCCCCCGGUCAACGGCUCCCUGCCCCCCCUUGCGCCCCCGGUCAACGGCUCCCUGCCCCCCCUUGCGCCCCCGGUCAACGGCUCCCUGCCACCGCUAGGGCCCCCGGUCAAUGGCUCCCUGCCACCGCUAGGGCCCCCGGUCAACGGCUCCCUGCCCCCCCUAGCGCCCCCGGUCAACGGCUCCCUGCCUCCCCUUGCACCCCCGGUCAACGGCUCCCUGCCACCGCUAGGGCCCCCGGUCAACGGCUCCCUGCCACCGCUAGGGCCCCCGGUCAACGGCUCCCUGCCACCCCUAGCGCCCCCGGUCAACGGCUCCCUGCCACCGCUAGCGCCCCCGGUCAACGGCUCCCUGCCCCCCCUUGCACCCCCGGUCAACGGCUCCCUGCCACCGCUAGGGCCCCCGGUCAAUGGCUCCCUGCCACCCCUAGCGCCCCCGGUCAACGGCUCCCUGCCACCGCUAGGGCCCCCCAGGACCCCCCGCCAAUGA
Sciurus carolinensis (gray squirrel) is the source of this 2807-nucleotide messenger RNA. RefSeq names its product carboxyl ester lipase (gene Cel). Bases 15 to 2807 code for a protein of 930 amino acids. Gene Ontology annotation, cellular component: postsynaptic specialization membrane; cell surface; synapse. The transcript is spliced from 11 exons. The record is from RefSeq and is a predicted model, not a curated record. Gene Ontology annotation, molecular function: signaling receptor activity; triacylglycerol lipase activity; neurexin family protein binding. NCBI's taxonomy places the organism in Eukaryota, Metazoa, Chordata, Mammalia, Rodentia, Sciuridae. Gene Ontology annotation, biological process: modulation of chemical synaptic transmission; presynaptic membrane assembly; chemical synaptic transmission.